Drechmeria coniospora is the source of this 318-nucleotide messenger RNA. RefSeq lists its product as uncharacterized. NCBI's taxonomy places the organism in Eukaryota, Fungi, Ascomycota, Sordariomycetes, Hypocreales, Ophiocordycipitaceae. The transcript has a single exon. The coding region runs from base 1 to 318 and encodes 105 amino acids. The record is from RefSeq and is a predicted model, not a curated record.
AUGGGUUCUCAACAAUCAUGUCACCGUGCCUCCCAAGGCGAUGUCGAGCCUAAGCAAGCUAGAAAAAACAAAGUUAAACGCCAGAUAAUAAGCGAAGAAGACCUCAAGACGUAUACGGGUAUGAACCGCAAUCAGUUCGACGCUUGGUCUGCGUCUACGCCAGGCGUCGGCAAAAACCAGCUGGCUGGGAAACUUGCAUUAGGAAGCGCCGGGGGCAUUACGGGUAUGGCUAUCGCAGGCGGAUUCGGUGGCUGGGGACGAAGCGCUGAGCCAAUGGAUGAUAAUCGUGGAAUGAAGUUUCCACCAGUGCAGAAAUAG